Penicillium brevicompactum is the source of this 1008-nucleotide messenger RNA. RefSeq lists its product as uncharacterized. The coding region runs from base 1 to 1008 and encodes 335 amino acids. Lineage: Eukaryota; Fungi; Ascomycota; Eurotiomycetes; Eurotiales; Aspergillaceae. The record is from RefSeq and is a predicted model, not a curated record. The transcript has a single exon.
AUGGAAAAGGGUAAAAAGGGCAGGAGACCUUUCCCUGUCCUUCGUCCCCCAUCUUCUCUCCUCAAACCCGCCUACCCCACUACUCUACCCGCACAAACCGCCCCGCAUCACGCCGAUCAGCCUUAUGACCGUAUCUCGACCACCCACGGCACCAUCGCCGCCAGGGCUGUCUCAUUUCAUGGACAGCUCAUAAGCGGCGUCACCCCUCUCCAACUAGCACAGAAUGGCCUGUAUUACAAGCCACUAGGGCCGAACAACCGAGCUGCAUGCUGCUUUGCCUGUGGAACGACAACCCCUUUAACCGCAUUCUUGCGAGCCCCCAUCGAAGAAAUACCGCGACUUCACACAGAGAAUUGCAUGUGGCAGAUCAUCUAUCGCGAUCUAAAAUCACAUUUCGAAAACCCCGACCCAGUGUCCCAGUCAACAACUACUUCGGCCAAAUCAACACCUACGCACCACCACCUUCCCUCCAACAGAUUACCUCCCAAGGCAACCAUUUCGAACCUCAGCAUACAGUACGAGCGAUCUCCAGCAGCCGGUCCUACCACUUUUACCAGACCCCCACCAACCCUGCUACCUCAACCGCAACUGUCGCAGCAAGCCGGCUCUCCUCACCCUCUCCAAUUGGCACAGACUGCUACUUCUCCGCCUCAACUCCAGAAACCGACCUACGCCUCGGUCAUCCAACGUGCACCCACAUCUUCAGCGCAACCGACAUCUAAAACUCACCAACCCGCACCUCCCUUCAAAUUCACACUCACAAUCGAAGAUCUUCACCGUCGUUUUCACAAUAAACCACCACCGUUCAAGGACGACAAGAAAACCAGGAAACAUCCGGCUAAUCGAGCCCGCAACAAACCAGCCUCGGAAACACAUUCUUUAGCCAGAUUCUUACACUCAGCAUUGCCCGCAUUCUCGCGGUUCCUAUCAGAAAUGCAGCCAAAUCCGGACAGUCGCUAUCCGUCUCACUUGAAAUUUCACAACAGCCGCGCCAUGAAGGCAGCCUAA